AUGGAUACCACCAGCUCCGCCCAUGGAGCUGGCUCUGCCGCCUCUUCGUCUUCCUCGCAGAGCUCAAACCGCUGGAAGUACGAGGUGUUCCUGAGCUUCAGAGGAGACGACACGCGCACUACCUUCACAGACCACCUCUUCAUUGCGUUACGCAAUGCCGGAAUUAAGACGUUUAUAGACAACCAGCUCACAAGGGGGGAAAACAUACAGAGUGAACUUGACCAAGAAAUCGAAGGGUCGAGAAUUGCCGUCAUCAUCUUCUCGAAGAGGUACGCGGAGUCCCGGUGGUGCCUGAGGGAGCUGUCGAAGAUCAUGAGGUGCCUAAAAGAUCAAGAGGGGAAAAUAGUAUGUCCAAUAUUCUACGACGUUGACCCUUCUCAAGUCAGGAAACAGAAAGAUAGUUUUGGGGAAGCAUUUCAGAAGCAUGAAAAGGAUGAAGAUCCAAAUGAGGUCAAGCAGUGGAGAGAGGAUCUUAAGGCUUCUGCAGAUUUGGGCGGCUGGAACCUCAAAACCACGGCCGACGGGCGUGAAGGAGUGUUUAUCAAGAAAAUUGUUGGGGAUGUCAAGGGACUACUGAAAACCACAGACUUUAAAGAAGCCAAGCACUCAGUUGGAAUGACUUUUCGCGUGCAAAAAUUCAGUACUAAUUACUUAGACGUUGGAGGUUCACCUAAUGUUCAAAUAAUUGGAAUUUGGGGUAUGGGCGGUAUAGGUAAAUCAACGCUUGCCAAAGCUGUUUGUAGCAAUUAUCAGCAUAGUUUUAGUCGUCAAUGUUACCUUGAAGAUGUGAGGAGUAAAAAGAAAGAGAUGGUUAGUCUGCAAGAACAACUUCUUCGAGAUAUUUUAAAACAGCCUGACAUUAAGGUAAGCAGUGUUGCCGAAGGGACCGAAGAGAUCAAGAAAAGACUUGGAAGCAUGAAGGUACUUGUCGUGGUUGAUGACAUAGAUGAUGCAGACCAAUUAGAUGAAUUGGCAAUAGAACAUGAAUCGUUUGGUCCAGGGAGCAGAAUUAUUAUAACAACAAGAGAUGAACAAGUGCUGAAUAUACAAAAGGUGGAUAAAAAAUAUAUGGCAUAA
Malus domestica (apple) is the source of this 1077-nucleotide messenger RNA. RefSeq names its product disease resistance protein RUN1. The record is from RefSeq and is a predicted model, not a curated record. Lineage: Eukaryota; Viridiplantae; Streptophyta; Magnoliopsida; Rosales; Rosaceae. Gene Ontology annotation, biological process: defense response; signal transduction. Gene Ontology annotation, molecular function: ADP binding.